This is a messenger RNA of Loxodonta africana (African savanna elephant), 3936 nucleotides long. It is a transcript of the gene DPP9, whose product is annotated as dipeptidyl peptidase 9. Gene Ontology annotation, biological process: proteolysis. Bases 163 to 2838 code for a protein of 891 amino acids. The record is from RefSeq and is a predicted model, not a curated record. Lineage: Eukaryota; Metazoa; Chordata; Mammalia; Proboscidea; Elephantidae. The transcript is spliced from 22 exons. Gene Ontology annotation, molecular function: dipeptidyl-peptidase activity; serine-type peptidase activity.
GAGCCGCGAGCAUAAGCGCCACCAGCCCCGGACGCCCUGCCCAGCCCGGCCGCCGCCCCGCGCCGGCCCCGAGCCCGGUCCGUGUCCCAUGCCUGCAGCUGGAAUGGAGGCUACCUGGACCCUUUAGAAGGCGCCCACCUGCUGAAGGCCGCUGAGUGGUUCAUGCGGAAGGUUAAGAAGCUGCGCCUGGACAACGAGAACACGGGACGUUGGAGAAGCUUCUCGCUGAAUUCUGAGGGGGCCGUGAGGAUGGCCGAUGCCGAUGCACCGUCGUCGGAGCGGGGCGACUCCGUGGAGAUGGAUGAGCCAGGAUCCCGCUUCCAGGUGCAGAAGCACUCGUGGGAGGGGCUGCGGAGCAUCAUUCACGGCAGCCGCAAGUACUCAGGCCUCAUCGUCAACAAGGCACCCCAUGACUUCCAGUUUGUGCAGAAGACGGAUGAGUCGGGCCCCCACUCGCACCGCCUCUACUACCUGGGGAUGCCUUACGGCAGCCGAGAGAACUCCCUCCUGUACUCGGAGAUUCCCAAGAAGGUGCGGAAAGAGUCCCUGCUGCUGCUGUCAUGGAAGCAGAUGCUCGAUCACUUCCAGGCCACGCCUCACCAUGGUGUCUAUUCGAGGGAGGAGGAACUCUUGCGGGAGCGGAAGCGCCUCGGGGUCUUUGGCAUCACCUCCUAUGACUUCCACAGCGAGAGCGGCCUGUUCCUCUUCCAGGCCAGCAACAGCCUCUUCCACUGCCGCGAUGGGGGCAAGAACGGCUUUAUGGUGUCCCCCAUGAAGCCUCUGGAAAUCAAGACUCAGUGUUCAGGGCCUCGGAUGGACCCCAAAAUCUGCCCUGCCGACCCGGCCUUCUUUUCCUUCAUCAACAACAAUGACCUGUGGGUGGCCAACCUGGAGACGGGUGAGGAGAGGCGGCUGACCUUCUGCCACAGAGGUUUGUCCAAUGUCCUGGAUGACCCCAAGUCUGCCGGGGUAGCCACCUUUGUCAUUCAGGAAGAAUUUGACCGGUUCACCGGGUACUGGUGGUGUCCCACCACCUCCUGGGAAGGUUCGGAAGGCCUCAAGACGCUGCGUAUCUUAUAUGAGGAAGUGGAUGAGUCCGAGGUGGAGAUCAUUCAUGUUCCUUCACCUGCCCUAGAAGAAAGGAAGACAGAUUCCUACCGAUACCCCAGGACAGGCAGCAAGAAUCCCAAGAUCGCCUUGAAGCUGGCGGAAUUUCAGACGGACAGCCAGGGCAAGAUCGUCUCGACCCAAGAGAAGGAGCUGGUGCAGCCCUUCAGCUCGCUCUUCCCGAAGGUGGAGUACAUCGCCAGGGCUGGCUGGACCCGGGAUGGCAAGUAUGCCUGGGCCAUGUUCCUGGAUCGGCCCCAGCAGCGGCUCCAGCUCGUCCUCCUGCCCCCAGCCCUGUUCAUCCCGGCCACCGAGAGCGAGGAGCAGCGGGUGGCGUUGGCCAGGGCCGUCCCCCAGCACGCCCAGCCCUAUGUGGUGUACGAGGAGGUCACCGACGUAUGGAUCAAUGUUCACGACAUCUUCUACCCCUUCCCCCAGUCCUCAGGAGAAGAGUUCUCCUUUAUCCGCGCCAACGAGUGCAAGACGGGUUUCUGCCACUUGUACAAAGUCACCGUGCUGCUGAGGCACAGCGGCUAUGACUGGACUGACCCCCUCUGCCCUGGGGAAGAUGAAUUUAAAUGCCCCAUCAAGGAGGAGAUUGCUCUGACCAGCGGCGAGUGGGAGGUCUUGGCCAGGCACGGCUCCAAGAUCUGGGUCAACGAGGAGACAAAGCUGGUGUACUUCCAGGCUACCAAGGACACACCGCUGGAGCACCACCUCUAUGUGGUCAGCUACGCGGCAGCCGGCGAGAUUGUGCGCCUCACCACGCCCGGCUUCUCCCACAGCUGCUACAUGAGCCAGAACUUUGACAUGUUCAUAAGCCACUACAGCAGCGUGGGUACACCGCCCUGCGUGCACGUCUACAAGCUGGGCGGCCCCGACGACGACCCCCUGCACAAGCAGCCCCGCUUCUGGGCCAGCAUGAUGGAGGCGGCCAGCUGCCCCCCGGAUUACGUGCCCCCGGAGAUCUUCCACUUCCACACGCGCUCCGCCGUGCGGCUCUAUGGCAUGGUCUACAAGCCACACGCUGUGCAGCCGGGCAAGAAACACCCCACCGUGCUCUUCGUGUAUGGGGGCCCCCAGGUGCAGCUUGUGAACAACUCCUUCAAAGGAGUCAAGUAUCUGCGGCUCAACACGCUGGCGUCCCUGGGCUACGCCGUGGUGGUCAUCGACGGCAGGGGCUCCUGUCAGCGGGGACUCCGCUUCGAAGGGGCCCUGAAAAAUCAAAUGGGCCAGGUGGAGAUCGAGGACCAGGUGGAGGGCUUGCAGUUUGUGGCCGAGAAGUAUGGCUUCAUCGACCUCAGCCGGGUCGCCAUCCACGGCUGGUCCUAUGGGGGCUUCCUGUCGCUGAUGGGUCUGGUCCACAAGCCCCAGGUGUUCAAGGUGGCCAUUGCGGGCGCCCCAGUCACUGUCUGGAUGGCCUACGACACGGGGUACACGGAACGCUACAUGGACGUCCCAGAGAACAACCAGCACGGCUACGAGGCGGGCUCCGUGGCCCUGCACGUGGAGAAGCUGCCCAACGAGCCCAACCGUCUGCUCAUCCUCCACGGCUUCCUGGAUGAAAACGUGCACUUUUUCCAUACCAACUUCCUCGUCUCCCAGCUGAUCCGAGCAGGAAAACCUUACCAGCUCCAGAUCUACCCCAAUGAGAGGCACAGUAUUCGCUGUCCUGAGUCUGGCGAGCACUACGAAAUCACACUGCUGCACUUUCUACAAGAAUACCUCUGAGCCCGGCCUUGGCUUGCCCCGCCGGCCCGGAGCCUCCACCUUCAGAGCACAAGUGGCUUUGCCGCCGCCACCAUGGGAAGCCAGCAGAGGGACUGAGCAGCGCCCCCCCAGGCCCCAGCAUGGGGUCUCCUCCCACCGCACUCGCUGGAUAGCCUCGAGAGCCUCCCGCCUUUGUCGACAGAAUGCCUUUGAUUAGUUUUUAAUGCCCCUGGGUUUUUUUGCCUGCUGCUUCUUCGCUGUCUGGGCAGAGAGAUGGUGGCCGAUGUCCACAAAGCACCUCCCCAAGUCAUCUCCUCCUUUCCCCGUUUUCUGGGAAGGAGGAGACCACAACUCUGGGGAGCACUGGAGAGGUGGGCACUCAGGCAGCCACAGCCAGAAGAGAUUGGGGAGGAGCUGUGGACCACAGCCGCCUGCCACCGACGCCCCAUGGCCUCCUGGCCCUCGAACUCGGUAGGCCACUGUCCCAACGCAGAAGCGUGUGAUUGCCUUUGCUCCCCCCACCCCCACUUCAUUUUUGCAUUUUGUUCUGGGGGCAUUUUUUCAAAAUUAUUUAAAAGACAAAAAGCAAGGGAUGCCUAAAUCAAGAGCCGGGGUCCGCCGCCGGGCAGUGGGCGAGCCCAGCCCCGAUGAGCCCUGUGUCUUCCAAAGCCCAGAGCAGAGAGUCGUGCUGGGCAGGCCAGGAGCGUCCAGGGUCCUCCUGGGGCGAUGAGUGUUCAUGCCCUCCUGCCGCCCCGCCUCUCCCCAAGAUCUCAGGCUGAACCCGCCGAGUGGCAGUUCUCUGCUGGUCAGUGGCUGUUGUUCCCCUUCCUGCCCAGCGGUCUGGCCACACGAGUCUGCCUGGCCCGUACACACUGGGGUUCCAGGGCCGGGAGUCGGAACCACCCCCACCUCAGGGUUAUCCUUCCCCCUUUCUUUCCCUCCCUGCCAAGAGUUCUGCCAGGGGCGGGCCAAAAAAAGAGGAAAAAGAAAAAAAAAAGCCCAGAAACAAACCACCUCUACAUAUUAUGGAAAGAAAAUAUUUUUGUCGAUUCUUAUUCUUUUAUAAUUAUGCGUGUAAGAAGUAGACUCAUUAAAGGAUUCCAGACGGAGACAAUGCCA